ACGACUCGGUGUCACUUCUGCUCGCUCUGAUUUGGAAGGAAUUAGUUUGAAAAAAACAAGAGUUCCCUCCGACCAUGAAAUUGACAUUGCUGAUCGUUGCGCUCUUUGGCCUCGCUUUGGCCGAUGAAGAGGACAACUGGAAUUGUAAAAACCCUGACGGAUCAAACGGAAACUGUCAAGACUUCUUCGCUCAGUUCCAACAGUGGCAGGCUAGUCAAUCCAGUGGUGGUAGCGGCGGAAGUGGCGGCAGUGGUGGAAGCGGCGGUAGUGGUGGUUCCGGUGGGGGCGCUGGAGCUGGUGCUGGCGCUGGUGCUGGAGCUGGCGCUGGUGCUGGUGCUGGAGCUGGAGCCGGAGUAGGAGUAGGAGUAGGAACCGGGGUAGGAAUAGGAGCUGGUUUCGGUGGUGGACAGGGACGAACCGUAUACCUUAUCAAUGGCGGUGGUGGUGGUAAUUUCUUGCAAUCUCUCUUUGGUGGUGCAGGCGGUGCCGCCGCUUCUGCCGCUUCCUCCGCCUUCGCCGGAGCUGGUGGAGCUGCCGCCGGAGCCGCAGGUGCUGCAUUUGGAAGAGGAAGAGGAGGAGCAUCAGCUGCUGCCAGCGCCUCUGCCACAGCAUCCGCUGGCGGACUUGGUAGACAAAUCGUUAUCAACCGUCACCACUACAACUUCAACAACUACAACCCAUGCGCCUAUCCUUACAUCAUCUACAACAGGCACAUCUGCUCAGUCCCUCAGUAUCCUAAACCAAGCUUCCCAAGGUUUCCCUCCGUUCCUUCAUAUCCUUCUUAUCCAUCCUACCCCUCCUAUCCUUCCUACCCCUCUCCCUCAUUCGGUUUCGGAGGAUCUGCUUCCGCUGCAUCAUCUGCUUCAUCUUCCGGUUCCGGAAUCUUUGACAGAGUUCUCAGCCCCGGAGGAUUCGGAUCACGAAGAGGUUCCUUGUUCGGUGGCAGCUCUGGUCCUUUCAGCCACCGUGCUGGGCAUGAUCACACUUAUUACCCCAAAACCUUUGGCAGUGGUUACCCACACUGAUUUAUAAUUUAAAGGCGUGACGGUGUCCGGUGAUCCUGUGAUUUUUAAUGUGUCUUGUUUGUUUGUACAUAAAUGUUUGUUAUUUAUAAAUAAAAAAAAAAACAAAAAAACG
Messenger RNA from Magallana angulata, 1137 nucleotides. RefSeq lists its product as uncharacterized. NCBI's taxonomy places the organism in Eukaryota, Metazoa, Mollusca, Bivalvia, Ostreida, Ostreidae. The transcript is spliced from 3 exons. The record is from RefSeq and is a predicted model, not a curated record. Bases 75 to 1025 code for a protein of 316 amino acids.